CAUCAUUUAGUAACGAAGCUUAAACCGAACCGCAUCGCUCUGAAGCUCUUAAGCGCGCGCGCUCUCCUUCCCCGCGGAACCAACGAGAAGCAACAUCGACAAGAACUACAACAACAGCGAGAAUGUUUCAAAAAAGGAUUAUCGAACUUAUUGUGGUGCUGCUGUACUGGAUGGUCAUCACGCCGGCGGUCUACAAGAUAUGCAAGGACAAGAACAUAAUCCAGGUGGACAUGAACCACCUGCUGGAUACCGUGGCCGAGCACUGCACCUUCGGCCUGUGCCUGAUGGUGGGAUACGUGAUCCUCUACCGGAUAGUGAUCUUCAUCUACAUGAAGCUCAAGGUCUGCGACAUCCAGAUGUGGCACAACCUGAAGAAGACCCAAGACGAUCCCGAGGCAAACUUGAGCAAGAAGUCCCACUACCAGGCCGUGUCCACGGAGAACAUCGACUCUGUGGACAGUGGAAAGAAAAGACCCAUGACCCCCAGGAUGAUAAGGACCAUCAGCAAUCCGCUGCUUAUCGAGAGCGACCUGGCCCGCAUCCACGUCAAGCACGAGACACGCCCCCUGCAGAGUGCCACCCUUCCGAGGCUGCAGCACGCCCAGGUCCACGCCAGUCCGAGUCCUAGCCUGAGAAGUGCGCCGCCAGUGCCCAGGCAACCAGCGAACGUCUACAACCAAGGAGUUAUAAUGUCGCCCAAGGUCCUGAUGCCAGGACAUCCAGACAGGGUCUAGAGACAGACUCUUUUUCCAUUAAGAAGGAGUACGAAGUCCAUUCCAAGUAUUAGCUACAGCCCAAAGAUCGAGAAGACAAUCGAAAUACCACGAAAUUAGUCAAUCAUCACAGCACAAAGCUCUUCCUGCAGCAGAAAGAGCUCGAAUAGUGUUCAUUCGAGUGAACUUUAGUUAGCGAAAUGUAUUAUAUAUUUAUUAUUAGUCGUAAGUCUCCCUUUUGUUAUGUGAGUAAGUUUAGAAUCUCGCUUUAUUCUUAAUAAAAAAAGAAUAUUUUCAAAACAGCAUAAA
This is a messenger RNA of Drosophila persimilis, 1022 nucleotides long. RefSeq lists its product as uncharacterized. NCBI's taxonomy places the organism in Eukaryota, Metazoa, Arthropoda, Insecta, Diptera, Drosophilidae. The coding region runs from base 123 to 734 and encodes 203 amino acids. The transcript has a single exon. The record is from RefSeq and is a predicted model, not a curated record.